Messenger RNA from Nerophis ophidion (straightnose pipefish), 918 nucleotides. RefSeq lists its product as uncharacterized. The transcript has a single exon. Bases 229 to 501 code for a protein of 90 amino acids. Lineage: Eukaryota; Metazoa; Chordata; Actinopteri; Syngnathiformes; Syngnathidae. The record is from RefSeq and is a predicted model, not a curated record.
CGACGAGGAAAUGCCGUGACGUCACAUCCGGGAAGAAAGCAGGGCAGGACGCAGCAUUAGCAGCUCUUAGUCUUCAAAGCGUUAUUUACCGCGAUAGUCGGCGGCGUUACCAUGGUAACCCAGCCCGCGGUCCUCCUUCCCGGGACAAGACGCAGCAGAUGUGAGGAAGACGCCCGGUCAAAGAUGGCGCCGGCGAGCUAGCUGCUUCCCCCCCGAGAUGCUGGCAGCAUGGCGGACUGCGGCGGUGCUGCUGCUGCGGUAGAAGACGGCGCGGCCCCGCUGGCGAGGAAGGCUCUGUCCGCGGCCUUCUGUCGGCUGCGUUACCGGGACACGUCGCUGCUGGUGUGGCGGCAGCAGCAGGAGGCCGCCGCCCCGCCGCCGUCUUACCUCAGCCGCAGCCAGUCCUCCUGGUACAGUAACUAUGGCAACCAGGCCGUGCUGGUCCGGGACAGGAGCAGCCUGCAGGACGCGGGACAGUCCCGGAUCUGCAGCGUCAUGUAGACUUUCACAAUAAAAGCUGGCGCGCCCAGACGGUUGCUGAUGGUGUCAAUCAAGGUCCAGUCACGUGACACGUCUUGUGUUUGUUUAUGGGAACAAAAAGCGUCAUGUGGACUUUCACAAUAAAAGCUGAUGGUGUCAAUCAAGGUCCAGUCACGUGACACGUCAUGUGUUUGUUUAUGGAAACAAAAAGCGUCAUGUAGACUUUCACAAUAAAAGCUGAUGGUGUCAAUCAAGGUCCAGUCACGUGACACGUCAUGUGUUUGUUUAUGGAAACAAAAAGCGUCAUGUAGACUUUCACAAUAAAAGCUGAUGGUGUCAAUCAAGGUCCAGUCACGUGACACGUCAUGUGUUUGUUUAUGGGAACAAAAAGCGUCAUGUAGACUUUCACAAUAAAAGCUGAUGGUGUCAAUCAAGGUC